UACCAAGCAAGAGCGGAGGCGGCAGCCCUCGGGUGGAUACGAUCUAGCCUCCGAGUCUGCCGCAGGGCUCCGCAGAAGGGCACGACGACGGAUACAUAGGCGCACACAAGAGGCAAGACCGGACAAGGCGUCCGCCGGUGCCCGUCGGCUAGCAAGGAAUCCUGGGCAAUGCCGGGACCGCCGCUGCCAUUGUUCGAGCUGGAGGCAGAGGGAGCGACACGCACCCCCCGCCGCAGCUGAUCCCUCGGCUUGUUACCAGAAUCCUGAUGGCUCUUUUGAAAAAGUGUACAGGGUUGUUCCUAACCCAAAUAAGCAGAGCAACCAAUCAGCGGAAUUUCAGCACCAGUGGCAUGUGCAGUGCGAUACAGAAGAUGACCCGGGUACGAGUGGUUGAUAACAGCACAUUGGGAAACACACCGUAUCACCGGCCACCAAAGUGCAUUCAUGUGUACAACAAAAAUGGAGUGGGCAAAGUGGGAGAUAAAAUCCUUCUGGCUAUCAAAGGGGAAAAGAAGAAGGCCUUAAUUGUUGGUCACCGGAUGCCUGGCCCUCGCAUGACUCCCCGGUUUGAUUCCAACAAUGUGGUACUCAUUGAAGAUAACGGGAACCCAGUAGGGACAAGAAUUAAAGUCCCAAUACCCUCUUUGCUGAGGAAGCGUCAAGGAGAAUUCUCCAAAGUAUUGGCCAUUGCCCAUACAUUUGUAUGAAAAGUUCUUUGAACAUCCUAGCACACAGUACUUCCUUUCCACUCCUAGAUCUGAGGAAGAAGGAUUAAAAAUGAAUGGUUGUCUUUCAUUCUGCUUAUGAAGUA
Gekko japonicus is the source of this 811-nucleotide messenger RNA. It is a transcript of the gene MRPL14, whose product is annotated as mitochondrial ribosomal protein L14. Gene Ontology annotation, molecular function: structural constituent of ribosome. The record is from RefSeq and is a predicted model, not a curated record. Gene Ontology annotation, cellular component: ribosome; mitochondrion. Gene Ontology annotation, biological process: translation. Lineage: Eukaryota; Metazoa; Chordata; Lepidosauria; Squamata; Gekkonidae. The coding region runs from base 267 to 707 and encodes 146 amino acids. The transcript is spliced from 3 exons.